Drosophila busckii is the source of this 1108-nucleotide messenger RNA. RefSeq lists its product as uncharacterized. The record is from RefSeq and is a predicted model, not a curated record. Lineage: Eukaryota; Metazoa; Arthropoda; Insecta; Diptera; Drosophilidae. The coding region runs from base 293 to 997 and encodes 234 amino acids. The transcript is spliced from 3 exons.
CGCAAGACGACUGCUGGAGAACUUCCUGGCCGACUUUGAACCCAAUUGCUUUGAGGAGGAUCUGCUAUUGCUGUUCUCGCUGCUGCCGGAGAUAGCCAAUAGCGUUAGUCUGCAGGUGCUCAAGAACUUUGCCGAAAAGAUAGCAGUCUACUGCUUCAAAGAGUCGCAGCUAAAUGAUUUUGUAGAGGGCUGCUUAUUUGAAAAGUUUUUGGAUAGCGUCAAGUAUAUUUUUUCGGAUAAAUGUGACAUACCGGAAGUGCUAGAUGUUUUUACGCUCAUUGUGGAACGCUAUAUGGACUCAAUGAAUCUGGAUUCGAAACUAUUUCAACGUUACACUGAAGUUGUAGCCGUGCUGCAUCCAAAUGCUAUUGACGGACUUACCACACCCGCCAAUUGGUGGGAAACGCCCAUGGGCAAACUAAAGAAGGCCACCAUUAUACGCUGUUAUCUGGUGCUCUACAAUGACAAACUGCCGAAUCCGCUAAAGUGGCUUACGCCCAUUAUUGAUGCCUAUGAGAACCGCAAGGAUGAGCGUUGCUUCUUCUACAGACAUUUGGCUGCAACUUUGUAUGCUUUUGGCAGCGAUGAACAUGCCUGCAAUUGGAUUAUGGAAGUAUUUCUGGAGAUACAAAUGCUGCUCGCUGAGGCUUCCAACAAGGAGAAAUUACACAGAGCCUUGUAUUUAUUAGAUAUUUUCAUGCUGGCAACAGAUGUGCUCUCCGGCUGUGCCGUGCUGCUGGGCAGCGUUGAUGUAGUAGCCACUGAUGAUAAGGAACGUUUCGCUCUGUUUCCAGAGAGCUUACAAUAUCUUUGUGACCACAUAUUCUGGAAGGACCAAGAGGCUAAGAUAUAUGAAUUCCUCUACAAUCUCUACAAGCUUGCUGCCAUUCCUUUAACGUAUGCUGCCAUUUUUAAACAAGCCAUUAUCUGUUCACGCAACAAGCCUUACUUUGAGAACAAGGGCGUCUGGACGAAAUACCUCGGUCUACGUAAAUGAAAUAACAGCGAUUUGGCAAAAUUAAUCCCACAACGUAAAGUGCACUUAUUGUUGUUGUUCAAUUUUUGAUAGCUUCUUGUGCGUUAUUUGUUUUUAAUAAACACGUUUUUA